AUGAAAAUUGCUCUCAUGGUGGCUGAAAAGCCAUCUUUGGCUGCAUCUUUAGCCAAUAUACUUAGUAAUGGAAAAUCUUCCACUCGAAAAGGUUUCAAUGGAGCUUGUUCGGUUCAUGAAUGGGUGGGUACUUUUCGAAUGGAGCCCGUUACAUUUCGAAUGACCUCUGUUUGUGGGCAUAUUAUGACGCUAGAAUUUUCCGGAAAGUACAACAAUUGGGAUAAAGUUGAUCCUGUUGAAUUGUUAAGCUGCCCUACGGAAAAAAAAGAGGCUAAUUCUAAAUUAAAAAUGCCUUAUUUUUUAAGCCAGGAAGCAAGAGGUUGUGAUUAUUUAAUACUUUGGUUAGAUUGUGACAAAGAGGGAGAAAACAUUUGUUUUGAAGUAAUACAUGCUGUACAACACUCACUCAAAGCUGAUGUGAGAAGAGGAGAUGUUGUGUACCGUGCAAAAUUUUCUGCCAUCACUGAAAAAGAUAUUAAAGCAGCAUUUGCAAAUCUAGGAGUACCAAAUGAAAAUGAAGCGAGAAGUGUCGAUGCAAGACAAGAACUUGACUUAAGGGUAGGAUGCGCUUUUACUCGAUUUCAAACCAAGUUUUUUCAUGAUAAGUAUGGAGAUUUAGAUGCUGCUUUAAUUUCUUACGGUCCAUGUCAAAUUCCAACUUUAGGAUUUUGUGUUCAAAGGCAUGAUGAAAUUCAAACAUUUAAACCAGAGCCUUAUUGGGUUUUACAAAUGUCUGUAAAAACUGAAAGUGGACAAGAAGCAACUUUAGAAUGGGAAAGAGUUAGAUGUUUUGAAAAAGAAGUUGCAUUAAUGUUUUUAUCUCAAGUUAAAGAAUUUAAAGAAGCUAAAGUAUCAUCUGUAACAUCCAAACAAAUGACAAAUUCUAAACCGCUUGCCCUUAACACAGUAGAGUUAAUGAGAACUGCCAGUUCUGGUCUCGGAAUGGGUCCUCAUCAUGCUAUGCAGAUUGCUGAACGUCUAUACACUCAAGGAUAUAUAAGUUAUCCUAGAACGGAAACAACACAAUAUCCUGAAAAUUUUGAUUUUAUAGGAGUACUUCGUCAGCAGCAAUCUAGUUCGGAAUGGGGAUCUUUUGUAAGGGAAAUUCUUAACGAAGGCAUAAGCAAACCUAGAAAAGGGAAAGAUGUUGGUGAUCAUCCUCCCAUCACUCCAAUGAAAUUAGCUAAAAGAAAUGAUUUUGAUGCUGAAUCGUGGAAAUUAUAUGACUACAUCGUGAGGCAUUUUUUAGCCACGGUUUCAGGUCCGUGUAAAUACCUUCAUACGGUGGUUACAUUUAAAAUAGCAAGCGAAACAUUUAAAAUUACCGGUAAAACUUUAUUAGAACCUGGUUAUACUGCCAUAAUGCCAUGGGAAGCUUUUGGUAAAAAUGAAACUUUACCAAAUUUCACGGUAGAUGCAACGGUCACCAUAAAUGACGUUAAAUUAAUCGAAUGCCAGACUACUCCGCCGGGAUACAUGACGGAAGCUGAAUUAAUUACACAGAUGGAAAAGCACGGGAUAGGUACGGAUGCAUCGAUUCCUGUACACAUUAAUAACAUUUGUCAAAGGAAUUACGUUACGGUGGAAUCGGGAAGAAGGUUGGUACCAACUUCUCUCGGAAUAGUUUUAGUUCACGGAUAUCAAAAGAUAGAUCCAGAAUUGGUUCUUCCGACCAUGCGAUCAGCCGUCGAAGAACAAUUAAACCUUAUUGCUCAAGGUCAAGCUCACUUUGACGCCGUUUUAUCUCAUUCUUUAGAGAUUUUCAGGCAGAAGUUUCUUUAUUUUGUUAAAAAUAUCGAAGGAAUGGAUCAACUUUUCGAAGUUUCCUUUUCGCCGUUGGCCACGUCGGGAAAAGCUCAUUCGAGAUGUGGAAAAUGUAGAAGAUACAUGAAAUUAAUUCAAACGAAACCAUCUAGAUUACAUUGUUCACAUUGCGACGAAACGUACAGUUUGCCACAAAAUGGAAACAUUCGUUUGUACAAGGAAUUAAAAUGUCCUUUGGAUGAUUUUGAAUUGCUUUAUUGGACGGCGGGUAACAAAGGAAAAAGUUAUCCUUUUUGCCCCUACUGUUACAAUCAUCCACCUUUCAAAGACAUGAAAAAGGGUAUCGGGUGCAAUCAGUGUUCGCAUCCAUCUUGUCCGAAUAGUUUGAACCUGACGGGUCUUUGCAGUUGCGUUGAAUGCGAGGGAGGGGUACUCGUUUUAGAUCCUAAUUCAGGACCGAAAUGGAAAUUAGGUUGCAAUCGAUGCGACGUAAUAAUACACUUAUUCGAAGAUGCUCAUAAAAUAUCGGUGGAAGAAGAUGUUUGCAAUUGCGGUAGCCAAUUAAUCAAAGUCGAAUAUAAACAGGAAAAAAGUAAAUUACCGGAAGAGGCUACGGAAAUGACGGGUUGCGUUUUUUGUUGUCCCUCUUUUACAUCGCUAGUUGAAAAACACAGAGCAAUCACGGUUCGACCUCAAUCAAAUAGAGCUUCCCGGGGAAGAGUCAAAGGAAAACACAAAGGAAGAUCCAGGCCCCCGAAAGAUAAAAUGCAACAACUCGCUGAUUAUUUCGUGUAA
This is a messenger RNA of Pediculus humanus corporis (human body louse), 2559 nucleotides long. Its product is annotated as DNA topoisomerase 3-beta, putative. Gene Ontology annotation, molecular function: DNA topoisomerase type I (single strand cut, ATP-independent) activity; DNA binding. Gene Ontology annotation, biological process: DNA topological change. The coding region runs from base 1 to 2559 and encodes 852 amino acids. Gene Ontology annotation, cellular component: nucleus. The record is from RefSeq and is a predicted model, not a curated record. NCBI's taxonomy places the organism in Eukaryota, Metazoa, Arthropoda, Insecta, Psocodea, Pediculidae. The transcript is spliced from 12 exons.